This is a messenger RNA of Glossina fuscipes, 723 nucleotides long. RefSeq names its product 39S ribosomal protein L30, mitochondrial (gene mRpL30). The record is from RefSeq and is a predicted model, not a curated record. Lineage: Eukaryota; Metazoa; Arthropoda; Insecta; Diptera; Glossinidae. The coding region runs from base 110 to 652 and encodes 180 amino acids. Gene Ontology annotation, cellular component: mitochondrion; large ribosomal subunit. Gene Ontology annotation, biological process: translation. Gene Ontology annotation, molecular function: structural constituent of ribosome. The transcript is spliced from 2 exons.
AUUGUGUUUGGCGCUUGAGGGUUCUCUGUUCAACUCAUUCUUCAUCUCUUGUUAACGUCAUCAACGUUCAAGAAGAAGAAUUUUUCACAUAUGAAAUAAGAGAGUUAUAAUGUUUCACAACUUUAUAACCAAAUUUAAUCAAAUAGAUUUCAAUGUUGUACGCCAUUACAGCAAACAUAACAAAAAAUACCUUUAUAACAACGGAGUAAAAUAUGGAAAUAUUUACUAUUAUCCACGCACGGCAGAUCAUCAAGAUCCUGCUGUAGUACCCGCCAAAUUGUUUCGUGUACAACGCAUUAAACCUGUGAAAGGUAAUCCUUAUUGGGAGAAACGCUUAUUGAACGAGUUAGGCUUGGAUGGAAAGCAAAGUGAUUUCACUGUAGUUAAGAAUAUACCUGAAAUUAAUGCCCGGCUAUGGAAAAUUAAACAUUUGGUGAAAGUAACACCUAUAACAUUUCCAUAUGGUGAACCAAAAGAACAUGAUAUCAAUCACACUUUUUUAAAAGAAAAUGGGGAAUGCAUUGUUACCAAAGAUAUUGGACCAGUAGACGAGAGAAUUGAAGCAUUAGAAAGCUUUGAAAAGGAUGUUAAACGCCUGGAUACCGAACUUUUGAGAAAAGAUGCACGCUUGAAAUGGUUAAACCCCUGGUAAAAGCAGUAAAGAAUUUAUUAAGCAAUAAAAUAUUUAAAAUGAACCUUUGUUCAAUACAAAAAAUUAAAAUG